AUGUUGCUGAUCAUGAUGAAACAAGCUGCUCUGGUGGCAUUAGUUGCGUUUUGGAUGCCAUUCGCUAAUGCUCACACCGAGUCUGCCGAGAGCUGGAUCAGUAACAUCUGGGAUCACUUCAAAGAAGCGGUUGACUGUACCAGCUGUCAGGCUCUCCUGGGUGGUCUCAAGCUCGUGGCCGGCUUUGGAGACAACUUCAUGAUAGAUGUUUUGACAGGAGUGUGCGAUAUCAGCGGUGCCGAAGACCCUGAUGUCUGCGCUGGAGUCAUUGCUGGCGAAGGACCCUCCGUUCACUACUCUCUCAAAAACCUCAAAAUAGGCUCCCACACUGCCAACACCUUUUGUGCAAGCCUGGUGGGCUUAUGCAAGUAUCCAAAAGUUCGAGAGUAUGACUUGGCUUUCCCUGCUCCCAAACCGUCAGCCGGUCGACCUCCACCAAGCGGUGAGCCCCCAAUCAAGGUAGUCCAUUUCAGCGAUACGCAUGUCGACCUUGCCUACGAAAUUGGUUCCAACUACGCCUGUUCCAAGCCUAUAUGCUGCAGGACCUACGAGGAAAAUGAUGCGCCAGGCAACACUUCUUCCCCCUGCGGACCUUGGGGAAACCCUCGCUGCGAUCCUCCGCAUCGGCUUCAAGAAAGCAUGAACGCUGCAAUCGCAGAUCUCAACCCCUCCUUCUCAAUCUACACGGGAGAUGUAGUAGCCCACGAUGUAUGGCUGGACGACAAGUCUGAAGUUCUCGAGAACUUCAAUGCUACAUACGGCGCAAUGAAAGAUAGUCUCGGUAAAGUCUACGCUGCACUAGGAAACCACGAUUCCGCACCCCUCAAUCUCUUCCCAUCAUCCAAAGUUCCCAGUAGCUACAGCCCACAGUGGGCCUACGAUGCCCUAACAACAAAUUGGAUUGCCCUCACAGGUCUACCAUCCAUUAAAUCGGCAGACGAGUACGGAUCAUACUCAGUUCUCCACCCAAACAGCAACCUACGAAUAAUCUCUUACAACAGCAUCUUCUACUACAAAUACAAUUUCUUCGCCUAUAACGAGCCAAUGGAGUACGAUCCUAACAGCCAACUGAAAUGGCUCAUCAAUGAGCUUCAAGCGGCCGAAAGUGCUUCCGAGCGCGUCUGGCUCAUCUCCCACAUCCCAUACGGGAACUCUGAUCAUUUCCACGAUCAUUCACACUAUUUCGACCAGAUCGUCCAACGUUACGAUGCAACUAUAGCCGCCUUAUUCUUCGGCCAUACACAUCUAGACGAGUUCCAGGUCUCAUACUCGGAUUAUAACAACCAAACCUGGGAUACGGCUACAGCUAUGGGCUAUAUCGCUCCGUCAAUGACACCUACCUCCGGCCCUCCUUCUUUCCGCGUCUACGAUAUCGACCCCGUCACCUUCGGCGUACUAGACUUCACACAGUUUAUCGCUGAUAUCGAUGCGCCGGAACAAAAAUCCCCGGAAUGGGUGCCUUACUACUCUGCAAAAGAAGCUUAUGGAUCUAAGCUUGCGUCGCCUGUUACCGAUCCGAUUUCAGAGCUCUCACCGGCAUUUUGGCACAAUGUUACCGUGGCUAUGGAGAAUGAUCCCACAGUUUUCGGUGAUUUCUGGGCAAGACGGACGAGAGGGUAUAAGGUUCCCAGUUGCACUGGAGAUUGCAUCAGUGGUGAGAUCUGUGCUUUGAGGGGAGCUGAUGCGCAAUACAACUGCUAUGUGCAAAAAGUGGGAUUUAGCUUCGAGAAGCGGGGUGGCCAGGGUGUGGGUGCUCGGGAGAGAGUGCUGCCUGAGUGUAACCAUGCUGGGAUGGCGCCUUUGUUGGCGAAGAUUGCUCAGCGUGCAUCUAUCGCUAGGGAACUGGAGAAGCACUGA
This is a messenger RNA of Penicillium pulvis, 1857 nucleotides long. Its product is annotated as PPN1 endopolyphosphatase family protein. Gene Ontology annotation, molecular function: sphingomyelin phosphodiesterase activity. The transcript is spliced from 3 exons. Gene Ontology annotation, biological process: sphingomyelin catabolic process. NCBI's taxonomy places the organism in Eukaryota, Fungi, Ascomycota, Eurotiomycetes, Eurotiales, Aspergillaceae. The coding region runs from base 1 to 1857 and encodes 618 amino acids. The record is from RefSeq and is a predicted model, not a curated record.